AUGUCUUCUGGUGUGAAAAGAAAACUAGUUAUUGUUGGUGAUGGUGCCUGUGGUAAAACCUCAUUAUUAUAUGUUUUUACUUUAGGUGAGUUCCCAACUGAAUAUCAUCCAACUGUUUUUGAAAACUAUGUAACUGAUUGCAGAGUUGAUGGUAAAGCUGUUCAGCUAGCCCUUUGGGAUACCGCUGGUCAAGAAGAAUAUGAAAGAUUGAGACCAUUGAGUUAUUCAAAAGCUAAUGUUAUAUUGAUUGGUUUUGCAAUGGAUCAACCUGAAUCAUUAGAAAAUGCAAAGAAAAAAUGGAGUGAUGAAGUAUCAAGAUAUUGUCCAGGUGUUCCUGUGAUACUUGUUGGUUUGAAGAAAGAUCUGAGAGCUGGUUCAAAUGAUUCUAAGAAUAAAAGAAAAUUUGUUCAACCUCAACAAGCUGAAGAAGUUGCAAGAUUAAUUGGUGCUAAAAAAUUCUUGGAAUGUUCUGCUUUGACAGGUGAAGGUGUUGACGAUGUUUUUGAAGCUGCUACAAGAACAAGUUUAUUAGUAUUGAAUGAAAGUUCAUCAUGUUGUACAAUAUCAUAA
Molecule: messenger RNA, 570 nt
Organism: Hansenula ciferrii
Lineage: Eukaryota; Fungi; Ascomycota; Saccharomycetes; Phaffomycetales; Wickerhamomycetaceae
Gene: RHO2
Product: Rho family GTPase RHO2
Exons: 1
Coding region: 1-570 (189 amino acids)
Biological process (GO): small GTPase-mediated signal transduction
Molecular function (GO): GTP binding; GTPase activity
Source: RefSeq, a predicted model, not a curated record